AUUUUGGAAGUCACUGAAAUUACUAAUGCACUGCAAAAAAGUUUUAAAACUGUCUCUGAAUAUUUUCAGUUGGAUGUACUCUCCCACUUGCAAACAUAUGGUUUAUUAAUAUAAACUUACCUAUGUGCAUAUAGUUAUCGUUGCAUUAAUUAUACUUGUAAUAACACUGAAGAUUUAGCAGCCGAGGGAGAUUAUUACCACUGGAAAUCUAGGACCUGCAAGGUAUAAUUAAAAGCUGCAUUCAGACAGAAACAGUUCAUUGACACGGUACCAAUGUAUGGAAUGUUUACCUGUUUUAUCGCGGAGCUACAAUUGAGAGACGCCACAUCUAUGGAUCGUUAUUAUAGGAGGACAAUGUUAUAAAGACAAUAAUAGCAUCGAUGGAAGAUAAUCAAAACACCUGUGAUCGAUCACAAAUUGUAUCAUUAGUGUGUUAUCUGUAUUGAACUGAGAAGCUUUUUAAUACUGAGAUAUGGCUAUUGAACAGCAACGGCAGAGCUUUCAAAGUUGUAUUAGAAAAAACACCAGUGACAUGUAAUAAUUUUGUAAAGCAAUAUAUCAGUAUUUACAUUCGGCCAGUUAUAAACCGGAAGUGAGAGAGAAACAGUGGGAGAGUAGAGGAGGAUAAGAUAAGAAAAAUAAGAAAGAAAGCCAAGGAAGACAAACCACGUGAGCGACCGAGAGAGAGAGGAGGAGUGAGAGAGAGAGAGAGAGAGAGAGAGAGAGCGAAAGACAGAAAGAGUGGGGAGAGGAAUUACCAUGGAGAUAAAUGACAGUUUGAACAACGGGAGUCUUGUGAUAAGCAACGGACCUUAUUAUGAGGAACCUUACCGGACAUUUUCCAUCGUUGUUGAUGCCCUGCUUAUUUUGCCUGCCAUUGUCGGAAAUCUUAUAAUCGUUUAUUUCGUCUCAAAGUCGAAGGAGUUACGAAAUGUCGGUAAUUACUUGGUGAUAAGCCUGGCUUUUGAUGACGUAUUCAUGGGAGCAUGUAUUCUGCCUUAUGACAUUUACGUUCUCUACAACACUUCACUGGGACAAAACAAGGUACUUUGUUUGUUGCGUUUCGUUUUACACAAUAUGACCGGUUCAAACUCGAUAUUCAAUUUGUUUUUCAUUUCGCUGGAGCGUUACAUUGCUAUUAUACAUCCGUUCAACUACAAUAAAAUAGUGACUUACCCAAGACUCAUCGCCGGGAUUAUUGCCGCCAGAGUCUAUAGCUUGGUUAUGGCCAGCGUCCCACUGAUGGGUGAACACAAAUGGACGCCUGGCGUACAGUGCGACCCUUCACGCAUAUGGGUAACUUGGUAUUCGUAUUUCUGCUCCCUAUGGGUUGUAUUUCUUAUUUCGCUUACGAUCUUCUGUUACAGCAGAGUGAUCAAGGUGGCUUUCAGACAUAUAGACGCCGUCAUUAAACAGAAGGCGAGCGUAGAUACAGAAGGAGAUUCAGACCACAAAGCAGAGAUACGCAAAACGAAAAUGAUGGCGUUAAUUUUCGGUUUAUUCCUUUUAUACUGGUCGCCAUUUUCCUUAGUUCUCUUUUUCCAGAGAUUGUACAAAGAGAGCACUGUAUUGGCCCAAGCUAAAUGCUAUUCGUUGACAUUCAUCAAGAGUAACUGUUGCAUAAAUUUUAUUGUAUAUAUAUGUAGGAGUAAAGCAUUUCGGAAGAACUUGAGGUGUUUCUGCCUGUCUAAAGUCAGUCCGGACUCGGAUGACGGAACUGCUCUAAGCUGA
Molecule: messenger RNA, 1731 nt
Organism: Octopus bimaculoides (California two-spot octopus)
Lineage: Eukaryota; Metazoa; Mollusca; Cephalopoda; Octopoda; Octopodidae
Product: adenosine receptor A2a-like
Biological process (GO): G protein-coupled receptor signaling pathway
Cellular component (GO): membrane
Molecular function (GO): G protein-coupled receptor activity
Source: RefSeq, a predicted model, not a curated record